CCUCACUUUCCUUGUUUCCCCCCAUCACUAACACCACUCUCUGUUCCACCGCUUCCGUGUUGUUGUCUCUGGCUACCUGUUGUGGGUGGAGGUACCGCCUGGAAGCGCGCUCUGUCCAGGUCGAUUAUCACUGUUAAUUCCAGAAAGCUCUGGAAGACGUCGCAUCUUACAAUAAAGGAUAUUACGACAGCAGAAGCAGUGGCACACGGCCAUCCACUCACAGCUCUGUGUACUGCAUAGGUGGCGGCACCCAGGCCUUCACGGCAGUGCUUUUGGCCAAGCUGAUCGACGAGAAUGAGAAACGGCUCGUCUAUGCCCCGCGCGUGGCUGGUUUCCGAGAGAAGUAUGUCCACAACGAGGUUUUGUUCGCGCUCAUUGAGGACCUGAUCCAAGAGCUGGGAGGGGACUCAUGGCAGAAUCUGCUUCAACUGCACAUCCUGCAACCUCUCCGGAUGGCUAGCACUAAGGUGAUUGGCGAUACAGACGAUGUAGACCUUGCCAACCCAGCUGUCAGCGCAAAUGGUGUGCCAGUCAUCAUCGAUAUAGAUUCACACAGUGGCCUGGAAGUCAUCGCCCCUGCCGCGGGUCUGUGCACCUCUGCAGACGACAUGAGCAAAUGGUUCCGCUUCCUCCUGACGAGUGGAAGAGACUCACGCAAUGAACAGCUGGUGAGAAAAGAGGCCCUGGAGUACACUUUCAAGCCCAUACAGACGCUCCUGAACAUCAUCGCCCUUGACCAUCUGAUGAAGGACCACUCCAGCUCGUCUGACCACAACAUCUGCGACAGACUGGACGACCUGGAAAAGCAACAUCCCAAAGUCAAGAAAUCCAGCUACCCUCAGGCAAGUGCUUACCAAGGAGACCGAGAUCUCAACGACUUUGCUGGCUACUACCGGAACUACGCCUUCGGUGACAUCAACAUCCGGUUCAAUGAGAGUGAGAGCGAAGACCUUCUCAUGGAUUACGGAAUGGCUUCAUACAAAUUGGCUCCAACGUAUGAGAACGACACCUUCGCAAUGAUCGCGCAGCCCGGCCCACUGUGGUACUCAACCAACACAGACAUGACCCGUGGCCGUCUGUUUGCGGUCUUCAGCACACAUCCCCUGGACGCGGAGCGAGUGGAAACGGUCACUAUCGCAGGAUUUGACCGCAACAUUGACCCCCAGUUCAGCAGGGACCCACAACGCCCUCGUGUGGAGGGGCGCAGUGAGCCACGCUGCGGAGCUUGUAAUAUCGUCCUCUCCGUGUGGUGCCUAGCGGUUCUCAGUGUUAGUCUCUUCUUCAGAUAAUUAUUUUCUUCUUUCAAAUUUAGUCAGAUUUACACAUCAAUUAAUUGACGAUUGUCUUAGACUGUUGCUGACGCGUAGCGUCAAGUCAUGAUUUUAGAGGCACUUUUUUAAUAGAUAGGCCUAUGCUGGGUAAAAACAAAAAAACUUUUCCAUUUUUACAAGAACAAAAAAAACCCCCAACCAUUACUGACGUAAAUUGAAGCUCAUGCAAAACCUUCCUUUUCGGCAAGGUGUUUUGGCAGGUUGUUCCUUUUCUAUUUGUUUUCUUGAGUAGGAAGUGCUCUUCGUUUUAAAAUAGGGUUCAUUGUGAAAAAAACAAACAUAUUUGCAGCACAUUUUUAACGCUGUAUUCUAAUUGUGAGAGGUGUAGUUUUAAUGGAAGGUUUCAUCAAACGAUGAUAGUCGAGCUGAAUAUAAAUACAAAUACCUGGAUAAUAUGAUGUAUGUACAAGAACUGGUCAUAAGGAAACAGACAUUUGACCAGAUUCUUAUGGGGGGGGGGGGGGCAAUAUUUGAAACUACAGAAUAAUCUGAAUGCCAUACUUGUUCAAACGCUGUAGUUUUUUUUCCAAAAUGAUGAGCACUAAAAUAUUGAUAAAAUAGGAGAAGUAGAGUAGAGUUAUUUUUAUAAUGGCAUAAAGGCUUGGGCACACCAUAAUUCCUGCCCUGUCACUAUUUAUUUCGUUUAAUGCGACAUUUUCUUUGUUGAAUGCUGUGAGAAAAUAUGAGAACUGUGUGACUUUUGUUUGAUUGGGUUUUGGUUCAUAGCUUUAACAUAGGUUUGCACGUUAAAGUGAGUGAGGUUUUUGUUUGACUGAAUGGUACAUCUCAUUGAAUUUCCCAGAGUAUGUUUCAACAGUUCUGUUUUUUUGAGGUUUUUUAAUUCAAUAAAUACUAUGUAGUUCAAGACGGUGGUACUGAAGAUAAGUAAGUUGAGCACUGAAUUCCUCAUUCAUUGGGAUUGCGUCAGCAACAUAUGACUAGAAUAAUAUCUAUAGUCAUAAAUUGUUCCCCUACCAUUCUGUCAAGAGCCAGGGAGGAAUAUAUUAACUCAUUGAUGGGGAUUCAGUGCUGAGAGAAUGCAAAGACAUCUCACUGAAUUUGCAGCUGGACCGGGAAUGAAAAGUACCUACACGUGGAAACUUUCACAAGAGAGUUUGCCCCAAAGGGAACAGCUUUCCCACCAGACAUGAUGUACCAUUUUCUUUCUUCAGUUCCAUCAUAUUAUAACACACCCACCCACUGUGAGAAUGUUUGCAUGGCUGUUGCGAUGAUAAAUAUUUAUAACUUGAGUGAUGCAAUUCUAAUGUUCAUAUUAUAGCAAAUGCUGAAUAGUUGUGUUUAUAUAGUAUCAUAAUAUGAGAACCAUGAAGGAGGUGGAUGACACUGUAGCUGUUUCCAUGUAUUGCUUGCCCGGCAAUGGGUACUAGAGCGCUUUACAUUAUAGAUAGCAAAGAUUGUUCUCCGAUUCUGAAUGGGUUUUUUUGUGUGGUCCGUACUCUCCCUAGUGUAUUUAUGUAUUUAGCUUUUAACUCGUCUUCCUCAAAAGUGACAAAAUACUUAUGUUAAGAAUUAUUAUAAUAUGAUUGAUUCCACUGUCUUGAUAGAUAACAGUAUUUCAGCAGUGUUUUGAGCAUUUAAGCUCCAUAUACAGUUAUUUACAUGUCGAUUCUAUUCGCAAUAUACUUCACUUUCUAAUUGUAUUCUUUACAAUGUGAGAUGAUAGCAUUUUAAAUGUUAUACUCUUGCCAGGUUCCUGUUUUGUUAGAGGAAUAAAAAUGGUAGAUUUCAUUUCAACAGAUCUUUCUUGCAAAAAAAAGAGUGUAGCCUAGUGCAUAUUAGAAUAAUCUUCUCAGUUCCCCAGCACCAUGGCAUGCGAUACCUUAACAAUGUAAAACAAAAACUGCUUUGGUGUGUUUCUUUAGGUAAAGAAGUAGUUAUCAAAAUAAACUGCAAAGUGCAUCUCAUCAAAGGAUGCGUAACACCAUUAUUCAUAUAAUACAUUACCACAAAUUACACAUAGGUCACAUGCAUUAAAACACUUUCAUAAGUGCAGAGUAUGGAACUUUUUCGAACAAGAAAUUUUCAAUCUCUACGAUUAUUUUGACGUGUGUUUAUGUCAUUCUUUUGCACAAGAUAUCUGUUGCAUGCAAUUGGUGAAGUGCCCAUGUAUCUUUUACCGGGUUGAGGAACAGAUAUUUCUUCUUUUCUUCUUGGCAGCCAUGUUUCUACCCUGCUUCUAUUUAUGUAGCCUACGAUUGCACUUGUAAUGCAUUUUCCUCAGUACUAUUGCCUUCAUUGAUUUGCCAUACAAGUAUAUUAUAUAUUUCUGGGUUUCAUUUCUUGUUUUAAAAAUGAAUAAAACAACUAAAACUUCA
Molecule: messenger RNA, 3667 nt
Organism: Aplysia californica (California sea hare)
Lineage: Eukaryota; Metazoa; Mollusca; Gastropoda; Aplysiida; Aplysiidae
Source: RefSeq, a predicted model, not a curated record